UAAAACCAACUCCAAUUAACGAUGAUAAUAAACUUAGUAAACUUUUUUCGGGGCCAUACAUUGGCGUAGUCAAAUCGAAAGUAUCUUAGUAACUUCAUAAUAUAUACAAGCAAUGUCAAAAGAAAAUGAAUUAUUGCUGCCGCGUACAGCCGUUUUUAAGUUGAUUAAAGAUCUACUUCCCUCUGACGUUCGUUGCGCCAAUGACGCUAAGGAGCUUAUAGUGAGUUGUUGCACGGAAUUUAUUCAUCUUCUUACUUCUGAAUCCAACGAUUUAUGCACUAAGGAAAAUAAGCGUACUAUAUGCCCUGAUCACAUCCUUAAAGCCUUAAAGACUUUGGGAUUCAAUGAAUAUGUACAAGCAGUUGAGGAAGUUUUUUUAAAACAUAAGCAGGAAACUAUAGAUCUGAGGAAAGCUAAAGCUAAAGAACCCAAACAUUUAAUGACUCAAGAGGAACUUGCCCGGAAACAGCAAGAGCUUUUUGCUGCUGACAGUUAUCGCUACCAAAACGAAGCCUAUCAAUAUUUAAAUGAACAUCCUUCGAGCUUGGAGGACACUAAUGUUUUGCUGAGCAGUGCAAGAUUGAAACAGGAAGAUGAAGAUGACUAUGACGCUGAGGAGUAGCGCUAUAAUUUGCUUAUAAUUUUAUAAAAUUCUCUAUUUCUCAUUUUGA
Zophobas morio is the source of this 671-nucleotide messenger RNA. RefSeq lists its product as uncharacterized. NCBI's taxonomy places the organism in Eukaryota, Metazoa, Arthropoda, Insecta, Coleoptera, Tenebrionidae. The record is from RefSeq and is a predicted model, not a curated record. Bases 113 to 622 code for a protein of 169 amino acids. Gene Ontology annotation, molecular function: TBP-class protein binding; RNA polymerase II general transcription initiation factor activity; protein heterodimerization activity. The transcript has 6 exons. Gene Ontology annotation, cellular component: negative cofactor 2 complex. Gene Ontology annotation, biological process: RNA polymerase II preinitiation complex assembly; negative regulation of transcription by RNA polymerase II.